Molecule: messenger RNA, 1326 nt
Organism: Leguminivora glycinivorella
Lineage: Eukaryota; Metazoa; Arthropoda; Insecta; Lepidoptera; Tortricidae
Gene: wupA
Product: troponin I
Exons: 9
Coding region: 147-764 (205 amino acids)
Biological process (GO): muscle contraction
Cellular component (GO): troponin complex
Source: RefSeq, a predicted model, not a curated record
CGGGGGCCGGGGCGCGCCCACGCACUGCGCGCCGCACCUUACCGCCCGCCUCGCGCCAGUCAGCAGCUGUGGCUCGUGUUGGCUGAACCAUCUGUAGGGCCAUCCUCUUUUUCUUACCGUAGGACACCUAAUUCAACACAUACACAAUGGCGGAUGAUGAUAAAAAGCGUCUCGAGGAGGCGAAGAAGGCCAAACAGGCCGAGAUCGACCGCAAGCGCGCGGAGGUGCGCAAGCGCAUGGAGGAAGCUUCCAAGGCCAAGAAGGCGAAGAAGGGUUUCAUGACCCCCGAGAGGAAGAAGAAACUCAGGUUGCUGCUGCGUAAAAAAGCCGCUGAGGAACUGAAGAAGGAACAGGAGCGCAAAGCGGCCGAGAGGAGGCGCAUCAUCGAGGAGAGGUGUGGUAAACCCAAGAACAUUGAAGAUGCUAACGAAGCAAUGCUCAAGAGAAUAAUACAGGAGUAUUAUGACCGCAUGUAUGUGUGUGAGGGCCAGAAGUGGGAUUUGGAACAUGAAGUCAGGAAAAGAGAUUAUGAGAUCUCCGACCUGAACUCCCAAGUCAAUGACCUCAGAGGAAAAUUCGUCAAACCUACACUCAAGAAGGUGUCCAAAUACGAGAACAAAUUCGCCAAGCUCCAGAAGAAGGCCGCCGAAUUCAACUUCCGUAACCAGUUGAAGGUCGUCAAAAAGAAGGAGUUCACCCUUGAAGAAGAAGACAAAGAGGCUAAGAAAGCGGAGAAGGCUGAUUGGGCUAUCGGCAAGAAGUAAACACUGUAACAAGUCUUCACAAACUUAACCCAUCUAAAUAACACCCCAAAUCAACUAUGAUGGAAUUUAUUUAUUACAUAUUAAUAUAAGAAUACAUUUCUUUGUAUUAUUUAAAAUAACUUAUUUCAAAUACCCGAAUGAUACUUAAAAUACUAAGGUGAGAAAAGUUUGGGUGAACUCGGUGUACUUGCUUACGCUUCGAGUCCUCGCACUCAAUGUUAUAUUCUAGUAUAAACGAGCCCCUGCUUCGCAAACCCUGAGGUUCCGUUUUUAACUAAAUAUGUAGAACACUAUAGGGUGCUAAUAUAUAUUUAUUUAGCUUUUGUAACUAACUCUGUACAUUAUCUUUGGUAGGUAAUAAUUAUUUGACGUAAAAAAAAAAACUUUCAAACCCGAAAUCUCUUGAGAUGGCCGUAUAAAAUAAUAAAGGUAGCAGUAGCACACAGCACAAAGGUCCAGAACACACGUAUACGUACAUAACAACAUUAUACAGUGUUUGAUUAGAUUACAUUGAGCGGUGUGUUAAUGUUACCAUAUUUCACAGGGCGGCGUCGGAGGAAAG